Messenger RNA from Linum trigynum, 1420 nucleotides. The record is from the annotation of a GenBank genome assembly. NCBI's taxonomy places the organism in Eukaryota, Viridiplantae, Streptophyta, Magnoliopsida, Malpighiales, Linaceae.
AUCAAACACCUUCCUCAGCAGCUCCUCUGAAAUACUCUAAAUCCACCAGAUAACAACAAUGGCUUCCGUAUCUGGAAACAAGCUUAUGUUGAUGGUCGUGUUGCUGAUGGGGAUCUAUGCAUACGGGGCAUUCUCGGCAAGACCCUCGGUGCAUCCUGUUAGCAGCAUGAACGAAAGGUUUGAAGCAUGGAUUGCUCAGUACGGGCGAGUUUAUGCAGAUGCAGGAGAAAAGGCUAGGCGCUUCAGCAUCUUCAGAAAGAAUGUGGCCUUCAUCAAUCACUUCAACAAGCUUGGAAACAAGACUUACAAGCUGGCCACUAAUCAGUACGCUGACCUAACCAAUAAGGAGUUCAGGGCGGCUAAAACUGGAUAUAAGAAACCUGCCAAUCUCAUCAACCCUGCCACAUCAUCAUUCCGAUACGAAAAUGUUACUUCAGCGCCAGACACCAUGGAUUGGAGAACCAAAGGAGCUGUGAACCCAAUUAAGGAUCAGGGCCAAUGCGGGAGCUGUUGGGCAUUCUCCGCCGUGGCAGCAGUGGAAGGGAUCACAAAGAUCUCGACGGGGAAGCUGAUCUCUCUCUCGGAGCAAGAACUGGUGGAUUGUGACAGGACAACUAAUGACCAAGGCUGCAAUGGAGGCCUCAUGGAUGAUGCUUUUAAAUUUGUCAAGACUAAGGGCCUCACCACUGAAACAAAGUACCCUUACUCAGCGGCAGAUGGAACCUGCAGCGCAGCCAAGACUGCUACUCCUGCGGUCAAGAUCAGCGGAUACGAAGAUGUGCCUGUGAAUAACGAGGGGGCAUUGUUGAAGGCCGCAGCAAACCAACCUAUCGCAGUGGCGAUUGAUGCUAGUGGCUCUGCGUUCCAGUUCUACUCAAGUGGGGUGUUCACUGGAGACUGUGGAACCGAUUUGGACCACGGCGUGGCUGUUGUAGGGUAUGGUACGAGUGAAGAUGGUACAAAGUACUGGCUGGUAAGGAAUUCAUGGGGGACUAGCUGGGGAGACCAAGGUUACAUCAAAAUGCAGCGUGACGUUAGUGCCAAAGAAGGACUCUGUGGCAUUGCGAUGUCAGCUUCCUAUCCUACUGCAUAGAGCAUAGGAAAAACUAGCUAAAGAAUCUUCAUUAUUAUGGAAAUAAGAAAUAUAUAUGUGUUGUUACUUACUUUCCUAUUAAUUUCAGUUGAAAGAUUUGUAUCACUGUGAAUUAUGUUCUAUAUGCUAUUGUUGCAAUGUUGUAUCAUGGAGUUUCUAACUUUCAAACAAGAACUUGCUAUCAUUGACCGUUCCAAGUUGGGGUGAACUGUAGGGUGGGAUUGUGUUCGGUUUUGGUUAACCACAACCAAAAUGAUGACUAACCGGAACUGAAAGAUAAUAAUUUCGAAAAUCCGGACCAAGAAUAAAUAAAAUACUAUUAAUUGC